Molecule: messenger RNA, 1456 nt
Organism: Camellia sinensis
Lineage: Eukaryota; Viridiplantae; Streptophyta; Magnoliopsida; Ericales; Theaceae
Product: Transducin/WD40 repeat-like superfamily protein
Biological process (GO): mRNA splicing, via spliceosome
Cellular component (GO): catalytic step 2 spliceosome
Molecular function (GO): protein binding
Source: RefSeq, a predicted model, not a curated record
GGAUUUGCUCUGUGUAGAUAGAAGCUCCCGCUGUAUAGAGGCAGCCAUGAAAUAUGGUCGAAAUAACCUCAGCCCGCAAUAAAAUUGGGGGCUGUAAAGUGAGAAGUGACACAGAGAGAUGAGCGGAGAAGUGCUGCUGCCGGGGAAGGAGGCGAACGUAUUAAAGGGGCACGAGGGGGCAGUGUUGGCGGCGAGGUUCAACGCAGACGGGAACUAUUGUCUGAGUUGCGGCAAGGACAGGACCAUCCGCCUCUGGAAUCCCCACCGUGGCAUCCACAUCAAGACUUACAAAUCCCACGGCCGUGAAGUCCGUGACGUCCAUUGCACCCCGGAUAACUCCAAACUUUGUUCUUGUGGUGGUGAUCGGCAAAUCUUUUAUUGGGACGUAUCGACUGGUCGUGUGAUUCGAAAAUUUCGUGGUCAUGACAGUGAGGUGAAUGCUGUAAAGUUCAAUGAGUAUGCAUCUGUUGUAGUAUCAGCAGGGUAUGACCGUUCAGUGCGUGCUUGGGACUGCAGAUCUCACAGCACUGAGCCAAUUCAGAUCAUCGACACAUUUUUAGACAGUGUGAUGUCCGUUUGUUUAACAAAAAGUGAAAUUAUUGCUGGAAGUGUUGAUGGAACCAUUCGAACAUUUGACAUUCGAAUUGGUAGAGAAAUAUGUGAUGACGUGGGGCAGCCUGUCAAUUGUAUCUCACUUUCAAAUGAUGGUAACUGCAUAUUAGCCAGUUGCCUAGAUUCUAAUCUACGUCUUCUGGACAGAUCUACUGGUGAACUAUUGCAAGAGUAUAAAGGCCAUACUUGCAAGUCAUUCAAGAUGGAUUGCUGCCUUACAAACAGUGAUGCCCACAUAAUUGGGGGAUCUGAAGAUGGUUUUGUUUUCUUUUGGGAUCUGGUAGAUGCAUCUGUAGUGUCCAGUUUCCGUGCUCAUACCUCUGUGGUAACUAGUGUGAGUUAUCACCCAAAGGACAGCUGUAUGAUAACUGCCUCUGUUGAUGGCACCAUCCGGGUUUGGAAAGCUUGAGAAACUUGGAUUAGUUGACUGGCUGUUAUUUGCUUUGCCCUUUUUCUGCCACCUGAUUUAUUGAGGAAUAUUUAUAUCAAGAGUGAUGAAUUCUUUUAACAUAUCAAACCUGCAACUUCUCGUUCAAGGAAUUCAAACUCUGGAUCAGAGAUAAGAGGGUACAAAUGGGGAUGAACCAUCUCCAUUUGUUUUAAUUUUAAUUUUUAUAUGUUACUGAGAUUUCAUCUUAGAAACUUGUGGUUUAUCUCUACCUAACCAUGCCAGAGGAGGUUGAUGUCUAUGAAGUAUUCGGAGCUUAUCAAAGUUUGGAACGUUUUCUGCAUUGGACAUGGCAUAAAUAUAUAGUUUAAACUGUGAGUUCAAUGUACAUUGUAUAGAGCAAUUAAUUAGCAUUUCGAUGAGUUAUCUAUGUAUCAAUUUUGUAGGUACUGAAAA